Messenger RNA from Ylistrum balloti, 2178 nucleotides. RefSeq lists its product as uncharacterized. The transcript has 10 exons. The record is from RefSeq and is a predicted model, not a curated record. NCBI's taxonomy places the organism in Eukaryota, Metazoa, Mollusca, Bivalvia, Pectinida, Pectinidae. The coding region runs from base 34 to 1974 and encodes 646 amino acids. Gene Ontology annotation, cellular component: centrosome; spindle pole.
UGUCGAUGCCUGUCAUCACAAAAGUUUGAGAGAAUGCCUACUGGUGAUUUAACAAACAACCUAAGGAAGUUGCAGAAGGAAGUCAAGCUGAUCAAGUACAAUGAGGACAUUGACCUUGCCAAUAUGUCUCUUGGAAAACCAACAGCCUUCUUACCAAUCUAUCACUAUGCCUUUACAAGUUACAGUCAUGCACUGGCACAGCUUAUCUCAGCAUCAGAUGCAGAGCUCUACGGCAAGACAGAUUUCCGGUUUAUUGAAGCUGUGUACAAGAUCCUACGGGAUUUGUUUAGCUACAAACCCCUCAUAACAAAAGAACAAUUCUUCAAUGCUGGUUUUGCUGAGAGGAAGAUUAUUAUGUGUUCUGAGGUGCUUCACAUGGUUCGUGAGAAAAGCCGUAUCUUGAACCCAGCCAAAAAGUCAGCUACAGGGGGCGCUGCUGUCAGUGGACUUGUUCAACUUGGUUCUACAAAGGGAAAUCGACCAAAGUCAACAGAGCCAGUGUCCAAUGAAGUACCAAAGGUCAGUUCAGGGUUGACAAAGAGGCCAAAGACGACAACAAAUAGGCAUCUUAGAGUUACUUCCCCUUCUGAAGAAACAGAUUCACCACAAGCACAGGUUGUGAACGAGCUUUUACAACCUCACAAGCCUCAAAGUCAUCCUGUACGUCACAUGACUAGUCACAUGACUAGUCACAUGACAGAUUAUAUGCAGCACCCACCACUUUAUACAGAGGUAGCUUCACCACCACAUAUUACCAAAGAGAGGCUGCCAACAAGGGCACCACUUCAACAGUCAUCAGAAGUACACUUCUUGCCAAUAACUUCAAGUGUGACCAGAAGCAGAUCUGUCCCUGUAAAAACAGUUUCCCAAGAUACUCAGCUGGAGGAAGAGGAGGAUGAAGAAGAAAGUGAGGAGGAUGAAAUAGAGACUGUUAAUGCUGUAACUCGUGGUGAAUCUUUUCUAGAACCACGCGUGGUAGAUAGCCCUGAAAGUCAGCCACAAGUACAUGAUGAAUCUCAACAGUAUAGCAGGACAAUACAGGCUGUUGUGGACCGGAUGAACAGUUUAGAUACAGUGGUAAAGAACAUUACAGGACUUGUUGAGUCACAGGGUGCUGUCAACUCCAAUGAGAAGGUGAAUGCUACACUGACCAUGAUCCAACAGCAGCUGGAGACUCUCAUGGCCCGGAUGGUACUUGUAGAGAAUAGAGUAGCCCUGGUAGAGGCUAGACUUAGUGGGAACAGGACUGUACUUAGUGAGCCAACAAGUCAAGGAUUCAGGGACACUCCACAUGGAAAUAACGAGGCACCACAUGGAGCUGCACAGACUUCUGGUAAUGUGCAUCAGUCCCAAGGCACCACGUAUACCCGGCAUGGAGCUGAAUCUCACCAGGAACCAAAUGUAAAAAGUUUUACAAAUAUUUAUCAGAGUAAAACACAUUCCCAUGGUGGAACAGAUAUUAUUCACACAGUACAAAGCAAAGAUGCUGGAGACAAAGUGGACACAAACAAUGUACAACCUUUCUUUUCUUCUGUCACACCACUGGAAGCUCAACCUGCAGACCAGCAGAUGCAGCUUUUGACAGCAAAUCACUCUAACGGAAGCAGUGUAUUUAGUGACCUUUUAUGCCAACCUCAACCAAACCUGACACCUAGUGACAUCAACGACUCAGCAGCUGUGGGCCUCUCACCGAUUAGAAAGCCUACAGAUUUAUCUGUUAACCAUAGUGCGACACUCCCACCUUUUGAUCUGACCAAUGAUGACACAUUUGCAGCAGUGUCACAAGAUGAGAAGCGACUUUCAAGCACACCCACUAAACAUCCUUUAAUGCUUGAGAGCCUAGAAGACUCCCUAUCAUUUCAUUUUGGAGACACAACAUCACAGGAGAGACUGCUGAGGAUCAAAACCAUGAUUAAGGAAACGGAGCACAUGCUGACAAAGCCUUCCUCGACCCUGACAGGGGGGAAGUCCUGACUCCCUUGUAUCACGGCAGUCUAACUACACAGAGGUGCCAUUCCAGUUAUAAACUAUGCAUUUCUUAAUUGUCCAUCCAGAUUUGUGGAACUUUAAAAAUAUCUAUGAUUAUGUACCAUAGAUUCAGACUACAUCAGAUAUCUAAUGUGGAGUUAGAUGGUCACACUGCUAUUUUACAGUACAAAAUAUGUGUGUAAAAAAGAC